CACCGUCACUCAUCAUCAUCAUCAUCAUGGCUAGCCUCCAUCUGCCACCUUUCCUUCAUAGCCAACCACCCCUCCACUGAGAACCAGUGACGCACAAAACCAGCGUGGUGCAGCUCAGGAGUCUGUAUCACCAUCGAAGAGCCCUAGCGGAAGACGUUGUCUUGUCGCUGCCGUCAGGACCACCACAACCUCGUGGUUCGUGUGCUGCAACUUUUAUGUCCUCAUUGUCGCCAGCUCAGUCAAACAAAAGUAGCCAGCGACUCGCCCAGGUUCGUGCGUCAUUGUCGUCUCUUCUUGCCCUUGCUAUUGCUGUUGUUUGCUCGUCGACGUCGCCAUCUCGCCUCCCGUGGCUGCUCCUCGAUGUGGUUAGCGAUUUUGAUUUUUGGUGGGCUUCCUCAUCGUCGGAGGUGAAGUCGACGCCAAGGAGGGGAGUGGUACCAACGAGAUGGGGUGGCACGAUGGAGAACUACUGGAAUUCGAAAAUGAGAAAGGUAAAAGUAGGGCUGACAAUAUAUACCCUACCCGCGCGUAUCCAAUCCGGACUAACUCGUUCGGGUAGGGUUGUCUACCCUACCCGCUUUGGGUAGAGCAGGAUAUGGUGUAAAUUUGCCUUAGGGUAGGGUAGGGUACGGGUUUAGGGAAUACCUUAUUCUAUCCCAUCCGAAUUCUUAAUAUAUUAUAUAAUAUAUAUGUAAAAGUUAUGUAUGCAGUGAAGAAAUUGAGUCUUGUACUCACAAUCUUAUAAAAACUUGAAAUAAUCACUAAAUUAGUUGAU
Arachis ipaensis is the source of this 775-nucleotide messenger RNA. The record is from RefSeq and is a predicted model, not a curated record. Lineage: Eukaryota; Viridiplantae; Streptophyta; Magnoliopsida; Fabales; Fabaceae.